UUUAUAUAUCUUUUUUCUUUACUUACAAUUAAUUAUAUAAAAUAAAAUUGCAUUAUAUAUAGAACAGGAAUAAAAUUUUAAUCUCAUUUGAAAAAUUGCGGUCUUAAUGUUAUUGGCUAAUAAAUCAAUGUCACCGAUUUGGACCCACGCGCUCAUUGGUUAUGCGCAAGAGCACACCUUGUUUUCCUUCCACCAUGGGGGAGAUUAUGUUAUCUCGCGAGGACCGUGAGCCCCGGGACUGGCGAGCUGUUCAAAAAGUAGUAUCAGACAUGCUCCAACUGAUACGCAGGGAUCCGGAGAUACGGGAGAUUUUCCUUAACAGUAUAUGAACUAUUAUGUACAGGAUAGGGGAUUUAAAACAGUGCAUAGUAUUAAUGCUCUUGGUAGUGGCGACGUGGCGAUAUCUGCGAGAUCUCAAAUCGAAUUUAAAACCAUCAUCGGUUCUGAUGAGUCCCCCGUUGGAUACGAUACUAUUGGCAUCAGAACUAGGAACCUUGAGAACAAUCUUAAUAUUCUUGCCGUAUAUAGACAUCCUCGUGGCGUUGUGUACGCUCGAGAUUUGAAUGCACUACGACGACAUGUUGACAUCGGUGGAGACGCUAUUAUCUUGGGUGACUUUAACGUGCAUAAUACGUAUUGGAAUUGUGAUAUUACUAGCUCCGGUGGAGAAACGUUGUUGAAUGUGAUGCAGGAUUCCGGUUUCUUUUGUAUAAAUGUUGAUACCAAAUCAAGAGCGGGCGUAUGCGGGCAGCGUGAUUCUAAUAUCGACCUUCUUUUUGGUAAUGCAGAUCAUUAUUUUGAGUGGACAGGAUGGGUUCGUUCUCGUUGGAGAUUAUCACCUCUUGAACUACAGUGGUCGGAAACUGCUCUGCUUGAUUCAAAUUCCGAUCCAUGGAAGGAGAUGGAUCCACAAAAUAUGUCUCUUUACUUAUAACGUCUCUGGUUGGAGAAUCUUGAAAGAUGGUUUGCUGGAGCUUCUGGUUUCUUGCCUUGACAUUGUGAAUAUCAGAGUCAGAGCCAGAGUCAGAGUAACCCGACUACCUCUUUCAAUCCCACCCUUAGUGAUUUUUAAACUAAAUUUUAAUUUGAAUAUAUGAAUUCAGAUAUAUCACUGCAUGAGAGACCACUAGACAAUAACCUAUAUAAAUUUGAACAUAAGUUACUACUCCAAUAAUAUACAAAGUAACACUAUGAAAUUAUUAUUAACUAUUGUAUUCUCUUUUUGAGAAACAGAGUGACACUUCGGCUCAAAUAGAGUCCGGAUUCGAGGCACAAAACUACCAACCCGCCUGAGAGCAAGUUUACGCAUAUAUAUGUGAGUCAAUCGAUUGACAUUGUAGAAAAUAGAAUAAAUCUCUUCUUAAUUUAAUUUAAAAUGCAAAGUUACUAUAUACAAUUGUGGAAAAUAUAAAUAAUUAAUUAAUUAAUCUUAAUGAGUAUCCUUUCGUGUAAAACUUAUUGCUUAUCCACUAAGAAAACACCCAACAUAAACACAUAUUAAUUAUUAACGCCAUAUUAGACUCAAUGUAACACUCAAAGAUCCUGAACUUAGAUUCAAUGUAAUGAUGAACGGGUAUUGAGUGUAAAUAAGUUCGCUGAAAAGUAUUCUAUUUACCAAGCUAACUCCUUUGCCCCUUCAUUAUUUUAUUAUUUUUUUUCUUUUUAUAUAAAAUGUUUUUAUUUUUUUAUUUCAGAUAACUCAUCUUUAUACUAAAUUUCCAAAGUAAUAUACAAAUUAUUUAUCUAUUUGUCUACUUAUUGAGCGAUGAUGAAAAGUCUUUUAUCAUUUUAAUUAUAUAAUUUAAUUGUAUAUAAAAUUUGAUUAAUUAACAUUCAAAUUAUCACGAUUAAAAACAGAACAACAUAUAUAUAUAAAUAGGUAUAAAGUGUAAAUUCUUAUAAUAUUCGAUAAAUCACAUUAGAUCCACAGCAUAAGAAAACACAAUAUCACAGAUUGAGCAAUAUAUCUCAGGUACGAUUUCAGUCAGGUAGGAAAUUGAGAUUAUAUCAAACAUUCAUUUCAAUUUCCUUAGCAUCACAUAUAAUUUAUAUAAAUCAAAUAUUAUUAUGACCAGGAAGAACAUCGAGCGUGUAUAAAAUUAAAGCCAAACUACGUUCAUAAUUACAAUGUACGUUUUAAUACAAAAGAGAUAAUUUUUUUUUUUAAUUAUUCCAUAUCAAAUUUGUACGAGUGGUUAUAACAGAUCUGAGUUCAUUAUUAUUAAAA
Monomorium pharaonis (pharaoh ant) is the source of this 2227-nucleotide messenger RNA. RefSeq lists its product as uncharacterized. The transcript has 4 exons. Bases 326 to 934 code for a protein of 202 amino acids. The record is from RefSeq and is a predicted model, not a curated record. NCBI's taxonomy places the organism in Eukaryota, Metazoa, Arthropoda, Insecta, Hymenoptera, Formicidae. Gene Ontology annotation, molecular function: catalytic activity.